This is a messenger RNA of Lycium barbarum (goji berry), 2459 nucleotides long. RefSeq names its product transcription termination factor MTERF15, mitochondrial. NCBI's taxonomy places the organism in Eukaryota, Viridiplantae, Streptophyta, Magnoliopsida, Solanales, Solanaceae. The transcript is spliced from 3 exons. Gene Ontology annotation, molecular function: double-stranded DNA binding. The record is from RefSeq and is a predicted model, not a curated record. Gene Ontology annotation, biological process: regulation of DNA-templated transcription. Bases 265 to 1656 code for a protein of 463 amino acids.
GAUGGAUAAUAUUUUUAGCUCUUUCAUCAAAAGGUCAUUUUUUAUCCUUUUGAGAAAACCCUUUCCUUCACAAGCUUCAUUGUACACUAUUAGCGCUAUUCCUGGAUUGUUCCCUCAAAAUCUCCUGAUUUCAGAUUUUGAGUGUUGUCGAUAGGACAUAAGCAGCUGCUCAUCCAUCUUAGUCGUGCCCCAGGCCAGCAAUCCAGUGUUUGAAUGCGCAUGAUUGAUCAGACGCCUAUUAAAACUUAUUAACCAGCUGAAACUAUGAACAUUAGGAUUCUCAAAUCCUUGUUCACAUCAUUUUCCAGUCCCACUACAAUAAUUCCAACUCCAAAUCUCCACUAUUUUUGCACUAACACAACAGCUGUAAAACGAAUAUCCCAAUUUGAAUAUCCUCUACAAUUCCAACAAAAAUCCCCCCAAAGAAAUCUCAUUGCAGUAUCGAGUCUUCUCACAAAAUAUGGUUUUCCAGCUCUAGAACUUCCUGAUUUUCUCGAGAGGAAUCGUCGUUUACUAAAUCUAGACCCCGCCAAAAUUGAAAAAUCCCUUAAGGUUCUAUUAUCCUUGAAACCAUCUCAAGAAUUCCUAGUGUCCAUGAUAAGUAGUUGUCCCAGGGUUCUAGAAUAUGAUGCUAUAAAGAAAUGGGAAGGAGGCAUCCAAGGAUUAGAAGAGGGGUCCAAAUUCAAUUUAUCCUCUUUGGCUAUUCGGAAUAUUCUGGAGGUUUCGGUGAAGUUUGAAUUAGAUUAUGAUUGUGUUCUGGGGUCUCUUAAAUGCCUGAAGGAUUUAGGAAUUACUAAUAUUACUCUAAAUAAGGUUUUAGAGACAUGUCCCAUGGUAACUACAAUGUCUGCAAUCAAGAUUCAUGACAGUUUUGAAUUCGUCAUUAAUGCCUUUGGGAUUGGCAGAGUUGAAUUCGAUAGCAUUCUCCGUGUCUAUCCAGGUAUUUUCGCCUUUGGGUUUCAAAGUAAGGUUAGGCAGUUGCUCGACGAAUUUAAAGUUUUGGGUUUUAAUAUGGAGAUGGUUAAGAAACAGGUUCUUAAAGAUCCUAGAAUUCUUGCACUGGAAGUUGGGGAGUUAUCGCGGUGUUUGGAGUUGCUUAAAAGUUUGAAAUGUAGGGAAAUUAUUAAGAAGGAUAUUUUUCGUGAGGGGUUUUUUAAGGCUGGGUAUGAGGUGAAACUAAGGGUUGAUUGUUUACGUAAUCACGGGUUAACCUUAAGGGAUGCUUAUUCCGUGUUAUGGAAAGAGCCGAGAGUGAUACUUUAUCACAUCGAAGAUGUUGAGAGGAAGAUUCAGUUUUUAGUUAACGUGAUGAAAGUUGAUAUUCAUUGUCUUAUUGAAGUUCCGGAGUACCUUGGGGUGAACUUCGAGAAACAUAUUCUACCGAGAUUCAAGGUAAUUGACUACUUAAGAUCAAUAGGAGGACUUGGUGAUGAAGUGGGGUUAAGGGAGUUGAUUAAACCUAGUAGAUUGAAAUUUUAUAAUCUAUAUGUCAAGCCGUAUCCAGAGUGUGAAGCAAUAUAUGGAAGAUUUGCAAGAAAUGAUGAAGUGAGAAGUCGACAUCCAGUGGGAAUGUGGAAGCUUUUCAAACCACAAAAUAAUCUAAAGUCCAAAGAAGAUAUUAUGAACAUUAAGUCGUAUAUGGAUUCGUUGGCUUGAGUUCUGAAUCUUUUCUCUAUAUUCUGCCCGAACAUACAUCUUUGUAGCAUUCUCUUGGAAGAUCCUUUUCCAAGUUUUUGCUGCAGCUGAAAGAGGGAUCAGGAUGCGCAUGAUAGGAAUGAAGGCCAAUAAACCUUUCUCUUCUUCCCUCAGUAUUGCCACCAAAAAAGGAGCAGUAGGUUUGCUAAUGGUGUCAAACAGAGAGGUUCGACUGAAUGUAGGCGGGUAAAAAUGGGCUAAAACCGUACCCGCGCAAGUUCAGCCCUACCCGCCUAUUUGACACUCCUACCUAUUUCAGUGUUGUCAGUAGCGCUGCCACCAACGGCCACACUGGCUUGCUUAUUUGUGCUGAACUAUGGAACAAACAGGAUUAGGGCUAUUUCUGAUCAUGGUAAUUGGGGUUGGCGGUGCCAGCACUAUUCAUCCCGUCUUUUAUCUGUACUCCCGGACAGUCCUAGUUGGUUGAUAAUAUGGGAGAGGGAAAAGGAGGCUACACAAUUGCUAAGAAAAGAUCCGAGGAGUUGAUUAUGUUACUGCUGAAUUUAUUAACCUUUUGAUGACAAGUGAAACAUCCAAGAAAACAUGGACCAACCUUCUAUUUGAUCAUCCGAAAGUACAAGUCAUCACUGUGAUUGUCAACGUGGUUGCAACCUUUGUUUUUCAGUCUUCGAAUUAACGUUCCAUAAGUUUGUUUGGAGAAUGCUUUUUUUUUUUUAAAUGGUGGCAUCUCCAAUGUGUAUAUUACAGACAGCAGUAGUAGCUUUUAUAGGGAAUAAUAAUGCACAGCAGUUUUGCCUCUUUGA